Messenger RNA from Paramecium pentaurelia, 297 nucleotides. NCBI's taxonomy places the organism in Eukaryota, Ciliophora, Oligohymenophorea, Peniculida, Parameciidae. The record is from the annotation of a GenBank genome assembly.
AUGAAAAAUCACAACUUUAAUAAGAAAGACUAUUAUUGUGAAAACAAUAAAAGUUCUAAAAGUAAUUUAAUAAAAAGCAUAAAGGAAAAUAGAGUAAUCAUAGAAUUUUUGUAAUUUUUAGUUCACCUCACAUCUAUAGAUAACACUUUAAUAUAAUCUGGGUCUAAUUCAUUAUAAAUAUUAGUUUAGUUGAAGGUUGACAUUAGAAACUAAAAUUUUGAAAAUAUUAAGUUCUAAAAAAUACUUCUUUAGUAGGAGGUAAUUUUUUCGGUGUAAUUUAAGUGCAUCCUAAUUUGA